AUGUCUCAGCAAAUUACAGAACUUACACGCGUAUUGACAGAAUCAGAGAAAAGAAGGAUCGAGGAUCAAAAAGGUAUGAAUGAACAAGUUGAGCAAAUUAAAGAACAAGUGCUCAACCUCGCCCAUCAGCCUUCGCCCUGUUAUUCAAGAGUGUCCACUCCGAAUGAUUCCGACGAAAGUGAUGAAUAUAUAGCAAAUAGUCCUUGGGGUUUCCUUUUCCAAAGGCAAAGGGUUGUGGCGUUGGCUCUACCUAAUUUGCAACUUCAAGGCAUAAUUUCCCCGUCUUUGGCCAAUUUGUCCUUUCUCAGAGAGAUCAAUCUUGGGAACAACUUAUUCCAUGGUGGCAUCCCUUAUGGACUUGGCCACUUGUCUCGCUUGCGAGUGAUUGAUUUUCAAAACAAUCAGCUCCAAGGAAGUAUUCCAACAAGUCUAUUUCAAAACCGAAGAGUUCAAAUAAUUUCAUUGGCUUUCAAUGAACUCAGUGGUGAAAUGUGGAAAGGGCCAUGGUAUGUACCCGAACUCAGAGUCUUGGAUCUCAGGAACAAUAGCCUCACGGGUAUGAUCCCUCCUUCUGUUGGAAAUGCCACAAAAAUGAUGAACUUCAGUUUGUCUGGGAAUAUAGUCAGUGGCAGCAUUCCAAAGGAACUGUUUAAUAUCUCAUCGCUGCUUGCCAUACAUGUGCGAUACAAUAGACUAUCUGGUCCUCUCUUGCUAGAUGAAGGGAAUACUGUGUCAAAUCUGAAGUUUUUAAGUAUAUCUUUCAACCAAAUUUCUGGUUGCAUUCCUUCCAAUAUAUGUCAACUCACAGAGCUCAAAGUUUUGUCCAUAUCAUUCAACAACAUAACUGGAGAAAUACCAAAAAAUAUUGAUUGUUUAUCCAAGCUCCAGGAGUUUUAUAUUGGUGAGAAUCCGAUAAAAGGGACUAUUCCCACUUCAUUGGGAAAUAUUUCCACUCUGCAAUAUAUUUUUUGUGGAAACAAUCGCAUAGUGGGGCAAAUUCCUCCAGAAUUAGGGAAGCUAUCAAAUUUGAGGCAAUUAACCUUUGGGGAGAAUUAUAAUCUUAUUGGUCAAAUUCCAGAGGUUAUUUUCAAUAUAUCUUCUUUGGAAAUAAUCAAUUUCAGUUCCAAUAACCUCUCCGGGAGAAUUCCAGCCACUACAGGUCUUUAUCUUCCGAACCUUGGAGAACUUUACUUGGGAGACAAUCAGAUCAAAGGGGAAAUUCCAUUGUUCAUAAUAAAUGCUUCCAAGCUUGAGAUACUGGUGCUAGCACAGAACUUUCUCACAGGCGCAAUUCCUACUAAUUUAGGAAAUCUUCGUGAACUGCAAAAAUUGGUCCUACAUACUAAUCAACUUACCAAUGAACCAAGAGAGCAUGAGUUGCGAUUCUUCGAUUCUUUGGUGGAAUGUAGGAUGUUGAAAUAUCUAGAAGUGGGUUCAAAUCCGUUGAAUGGCGUUCUUCCCAAUUCUAUUGGGAAUCUUUCAUCUACUAUUGAAAUAUUUGAAAUAUCAGAAACACACAUCAAUGGCCUCAUCCCCACAAGUAUAGGCAACAUAAGCAGUCUAAUCUCCCUAGACUUUGAAGGAAACAACUUGAUAGGGAAUAUUCCUUCUGAGAUUGGUAAGCUUAAGUAA
Messenger RNA from Solanum dulcamara, 1632 nucleotides. RefSeq names its product LRR receptor-like serine/threonine-protein kinase GSO1. Gene Ontology annotation, molecular function: protein binding. Lineage: Eukaryota; Viridiplantae; Streptophyta; Magnoliopsida; Solanales; Solanaceae. The record is from RefSeq and is a predicted model, not a curated record. Bases 1 to 1632 code for a protein of 543 amino acids. Gene Ontology annotation, cellular component: plasma membrane. The transcript is spliced from 2 exons. Gene Ontology annotation, biological process: hormone-mediated signaling pathway.